Molecule: messenger RNA, 1126 nt
Organism: Adelges cooleyi (spruce gall adelgid)
Lineage: Eukaryota; Metazoa; Arthropoda; Insecta; Hemiptera; Adelgidae
Exons: 8
Coding region: 120-902 (260 amino acids)
Source: RefSeq, a predicted model, not a curated record
UGUUUGAACCUUAACCGACAACUCACUAUAAAUACCAGCCACUGCGCCACUUGAAUAUCAUAUAUUUUUCAUUUUGUUACCAACCAGACGAAUUUCAUAGUUUUAAGCUAGCAAGGAAAAUGAACGCGAAAUAUCUAACUAUUAUAUGUUUAAUAUUUAUUCAUUGCCAGACAGCGAAAUCCAACGACCCUCCCGAAAAGGAUCGAAAAGGGAAAAGUAUUGUAGUUUCGACUAGCGCACAAGAAGACAAGCAAAAAGAAAUAGACGAAUUAUGGAUAGAACUAAACACAGAACCAAAAGAAAUAGAAGCAUUAUUGGGGACGGUAGAACAGAAACAAGAAGCAAUCUGGAAGAUAGUAGAAAUAAAACAAGAAGGUCAGACAGAAAGUUACACUACCACAGACGAUCUGAUAAUAGUUUUACCUGAUCAAACAAAAAAGAUCAUCGAUUGGCUUUGUGAAAAUCAAGGAAGUGACGAAGAAUUUGGAACAUUCAUAAUAAAAAAGCCCAGAUUUAAAGCUUUAUUGCAAAGCCUUGCAACCAAGAAACGGAAGAAAGAUUUAGGAUUAUGUUCUAUUAGCACACAAGACUGGUCUUAUCUUGACAAGCCAAUAGAAAUAGAAAAACUAUGGAAAAUCUUAGAACUAAAAGACAUAGUUGAAUCAAAAGAAAAACGCCUAGGCUUUACUACCAGAACCGAAGUAAUAAAAGCAUUACCUGUUCAUACAGUUGGGGCCGUAUUCCAAUGGAUAGAAAAAAAUGCAGAAGGCAACGAAAGUGGUUCAUUUCAAAUAACAAAAGAGGAGUUUAAAGACUUAGUGCAAAGCAUUCCUUUGGAUCUUGAAACGCUAAAGGCACUAAAUAAACAUUUAGAAGAAAAUCCAUCGACCUUUGUAGAUUGAACGAUAGAUUUUGCCAUUUGCGAGUAACUGCUGCAUCGCCAAUAGCUUUGAAAAGUACAUUUAAAUUGUUUUGACAUUCAUAGUAAUAUUUUAUAAAUUUCAAUAAUAAUCACUUUUAAUGUGUUUGGAAUGUCUGUAACACAUGAUAUAAUCUAGAAUAUUAUUAUUUGUAUACAAAUCAAUCAAUAAUAUAUGUAUGAAUAAAUACCGACUUGUUAUAAUAA